AGUGAAUCAGUUCUUCGAUUACGAAAAUAUAUGUUGUUCGAUUAAAUCAUCAGUUCUUUGAUAAUCGAUUCAGUGAAUCAGUUCUUCGAAGUUCGAUUCAGUUCUUCGAUUUGUGGCAGUGGCAGGCGUUGAUUAAUUUGUGGUAGACGUUGAUUGAUUCGGGAAUUAGGGCUUAUUCAGCAGGUGUCUAGCAGCACAUUUUUAGGCUGUGGAUGGUCUAAUAGUGCAGUGUUGGAAGCAGCUAAAAAACCUUUGGUGCAACACCACCACCAGCAGUGAUCAAUAAAAAUGGCGGUGGUAGAGGGUGGAGACUGCAGGCAGUGGGAUGAAGACGCCUACAGAGACAGCAUCUUAGCAGACAGGGAAUCCACAUCCCUCACCAUCUUCCGUACCGUCUUCUCCCCCUCUCCUACUAACCCUAAUUUCAUCGUGGCUGCCUCUAGCGAUGGUUCCAUCGCAACCUACUCCUUGUCCUCUCUAAUCUCCUCCCUCUCACCAGGUUUUGGGAAUUCUAGGGCUCAAAAUUUAUUUGUAGCUGAACCACAUUGUUUACUUCAUGGGCAUGAUGGGCCUGCUUAUGAUGUCAAGUUCUAUGGUGAUGCUGAAGAUUCCUUGUUGUUGAGUUGUGGUGAUGACGGUCGGAUUCGAGGAUGGAAGUGGAUGGAUAUUUUGGAAGAAAAGCAGGAUAGUUUAUCGCAUGGUGAUCUUUUGAAGCCGCAACUUGACUUAGCAAAUCCUCAACAUAAAGGUCCUUGGGGUGCUCUUUCUCCUAUCCCUGAAACUAAUGCUAUUGCUGUUGAUACUCAGGGAGGUUCCAUAUAUGCAGCUGCUGGUGAUUCUUGUGCCUAUUGUUGGGAUGUGGAGAAAUCUAAAAUCAAAAUGACUUUUAAAGGGCAUGCUGGUUAUCUACAUUCUGUUGUUGCUCGGAAUUCUUGUAAUCAGAUUAUAACUGGCUCAGAGGAUGGAACAGCCAGAAUUUGGGAUUGCAGAAGUGGAAAGUGUACUAAUGUAAUUGAGCCAGGAAAAGAUAAGAAAUCGAAAGAGUUCUUUUCAUACGUCAGUUGCAUUGCUCUUGAUGCUAAUGAAAAGUGGUUGGCUUGCGGCUCUGGGCGAAAUUUAUCUGUGUGGAAUCUUUCUGCUUCUGAAAGAAUUUCAGGGAUCACGACACGUGCUUGUAUCCAAGAUAUAUGCUUUGAUGAUAAUCAAAUAUUAGCUGUGGGAGCAGAACCAGUUCUGAGUAGAUAUGACGUAAAUGGUGUUGUGCUGUCCCAGAUACAAUGUGUACCUCAGUCAACAUUUUCUGUUUCCUUACAUUCAUCGGGUGUUAUCUGUGUUGCUGGUUAUGGUGGUGUAGUAGAUGUUAUCUCUCAAUUUGGAAGCCAUUUAUGUUCAUUCCUUAAAUCGUUGAUUGAUGUAGUAGAUCAGUUAAGAUAUAUUAACUCUAAAGUUUCUGUCAUGGCAGGCGCAGCACCAGAAGGUUCUCAGUUUGACACUCGUCACUUUGAUUCAAAAAUGAACGAGUUGCUUUCUACUGAUGGACAGGACUUUUUUACAUCAUAUGACGAGGUUUAUGAUAGCUUUGAUGCUAUGGGUUUGCAAGAAAACUUAUUAAGAGGCAUCUAUGCAUACGGUUUUGAAAAGCCAUCAGCAAUUCAACAAAGGGGAAUUGUCCCAUUCACCAAGGGUCUUGACGUAAUUCAACAAGCUCAAUCAGGAACCGGAAAGACAGCAACCUUUUGCUCCGGUAUUCUUCAGCAACUUGACUACAAUGUAGUGGAGUGUCAGGCUUUGGUUCUGGCUCCAACCCGUGAGCUUGCACAGCAAAUUGAGAAAGUUAUGCGGGCCCUUGGUGACUACCUUGGUGUGAAGGUUCAUGCUUGUGUGGGUGGAACCAGUGUUCGUGAGGACCAGCGCAUCCUCUCAGCUGGGGUCCAUGUUGUUGUUGGUACACCUGGACGUGUUUUCGACAUGCUUAGGAGGCAGUCACUACGUGCUGAUUACAUCAAGAUGUUUGUGUUGGAUGAAGCUGAUGAAAUGCUUUCAAGAGGAUUCAAGGAUCAGAUCUAUGAUAUCUUUCAGCUGUUGCCAUCAAAGGUUCAGGUUGGAGUGUUCUCUGCAACCAUGCCACCUGAAGCCCUCGAAAUCACAAGAAAGUUUAUGAACAAACCCGUAAGAAUCCUUGUGAAACGUGAUGAACUCACCCUAGAAGGUAUCAAACAGUUUUACGUCAAUGUCGAAAAGGAAGAAUGGAAACUUGAAACCCUAUGUGAUCUUUACGAAACCUUAGCAAUCACACAAAGUGUCAUUUUCGUCAACACCCGACGAAAAGUUGACUGGUUGACCGACAAGAUGCGUAGCCGAGACCACACAGUCUCCGCCACACACGGUGACAUGGACCAAAACACCCGUGACAUCAUCAUGCGUGAGUUCCGAUCUGGUUCAUCACGUGUGUUGAUCACCACUGAUCUUUUGGCGCGUGGUAUUGAUGUCCAACAAGUGUCACUUGUGAUCAAUUAUGAUCUUCCUACACAACCGGAAAAUUAUCUUCACCGUAUCGGACGAAGUGGGCGAUUUGGGAGAAAGGGUGUUGCGAUUAAUUUUGUGACGUUGGAUGAUGAACGGAUGCUUGCUGAUAUUCAGAAGUUUUAUAAUGUGGUGGUUGAGGAGUUGCCGUCCAAUGUUGCUGAUCUGAUUUAGAAAAUGAUCUUGGGAUGUUGGGCUGGCUUGUUUAAGUAAGAAAGGUCAAAGGUUAGAACCUGUUUUUUGAAAUCUAUCGGUUUUGGUUGUUUUAAGUUUAAUGUAUGACAUGGUGUUCUAAGAUAUUUGGAACUUAUUAUAUUUGUGUACCCCGGAUGCGGAUUUGUUUAUUAUUUCAUCUUUUGGUAUAAUUAUUAUAAUGUAUUUGUGGUUAGUUUUUUGGUCUA
Messenger RNA from Helianthus annuus (common sunflower), 2924 nucleotides. Its product is annotated as eukaryotic initiation factor 4A-15. The transcript has 19 exons. Gene Ontology annotation, molecular function: protein binding; nucleic acid binding; RNA helicase activity. The record is from RefSeq and is a predicted model, not a curated record. The coding region runs from base 289 to 2697 and encodes 802 amino acids. Gene Ontology annotation, biological process: mRNA export from nucleus. NCBI's taxonomy places the organism in Eukaryota, Viridiplantae, Streptophyta, Magnoliopsida, Asterales, Asteraceae. Gene Ontology annotation, cellular component: transcription export complex; THO complex.